AAUCAAAAGCAAACUUCUAAGGAAAAUGUCAAGUUUCAUAUCAGUUUAGAAUUACAUUUAGAAUAAAUGUUUCUUUUAAAUUUUUGUGCUGAUUAUUCAAAUAUGUUGAUACAUUAAAUAUAUUUUUUUCAUUCUUUUACACCUUGUAUUAUAUAUAUGGAAGAUUAUAAUUAAAUAGUAGUUCAGAGAUUUCUGUAGAAAGAAUUUAUUGGACAAAUCUCAACAAUUUGGUAUGCAUCUGUCCUGAGUAUGUAAUUUUCAUUUUUGGGAAAAAAAUUUUGUCUACUGUGGUGAAAAUUGAUGUGUUUCCUUAAUUAUGAUAAUCCUGUAUUUUGUAUUGUUUGACUUUUUCAUCAUCACACUUGAUUAUAUAAAGUUUAAGAGAAAGCAGUUUCAAACCUCAUUAAAAAACCAUCAUAAAAAUCAAAAAAUAAAUCCUAUACAUAAAAAAUAUUAUUUAAUGUUAAAAUUUUAAUGAUGUAAUUGCAAAUAAUUUUAAUAUUUUUAGAUUAAUUACUCAGUGGAAAGAAUUUAUUAAUGAUCGUAUAGAUUUGACAGAAACUAUUUUAUUUCUAUGUGAUAAAAUUACAUAUGCAGUGGAUGAACUUCCAACUUUGAGUAAUGAUAAAAAGGAAUUUUCUAAUAUGGUGAAAAUAAUACAUUUAAAUCUGAAAACAAUCAUUUCAAUAUGUGAUAUAUUUUCUAAUUAUCUUGGUGAUGGCUUAAAUGCAAUUGUAAAAUUGAUUUUAUAUUUAUACAGGUUGACUGUUCCAUCUUUUUGUGGAUUUACUAUUGAAGAACAAAUUGAAGAAAUUCACAGAGGCAUUGUUGUAGGCAUUGAACCAUUGAUAACUGCAUUAUUAUCUGAUCGUCAAUUCAUUAACUUUGUUAUCAGAGAACAAGCACGAGACUCUGAAUUUUCUUCUUGUUUAUUGAAAUUAUUUAUACUCCAGAAAUUGUCUACAUUAUCAGAAGAAACUCAAGACUUAUGGAUUAAACCUUCUAAGGCAAAACAGUCACUCAUUACUUCCAUUUUUACGACAGUUGAAAUGUGUUUUUCACAAUUCCAUUUACCUGUCUAUCUGUCUGGAAAUUUGUGUCAAGGAAAAUCACAGAAAAUGAUCAGUUUUUAUGAACUUGUAUGUAUUCGUGUUUGUAGUUUUAUCUCAGCAAUGCCUGUUCAAUAUUUUCCAAUUUUGGAAAAGGUGUUGUUUAAUUAUGUAAAAAGCUCUGGAGUAUAUGCAACUUUAAUAAGUGAUAUUUUAUGCUUUGUUGCAAGGUAUGGUUCAGCAGAUUUAUGUUUUUCAUAUUGUUCUUUUCUGGUUGAACUCUUAAUGAAAUCUGAUGCAGAGAACAAUAUCAAUAUGUUGCACAUCAGAUUUCUUCUUAGAAGAAUAGUAAAAUUUCUGAUACCAAAAUAUAAAUGUGAUCUGUUAGAUUUCAUUCGAAAUAUUCUCAGUGAAUAUAAUGAUCAAGUUCUAGAAGAACAAAUUAAGAUAUUACUUAACUGGUGGAAAAGAUUAUCACUUGAUCAACUGUCAUCGUCAUUAGUUGUUAAAAAUAUAACAGUUAAACUUAUUCAGAUAUUUACAUGUUUAAUUCCACAUCUUCAAAAUAAGUUGUUAUUAAAGACAUUAGACUUCCUUUUCCAGUCAUGGUGUGUAGAAUGCGAUGUUGUUUGUGCAGCAAUAAUUCAGUUCUUAAAACAGUGUAAAAAUAAAUAUGUUACUCCUUCAGCUGAGCAACUAAAAAUUUUUUCAUCGAUUGCAAGAUUGUUCAAAUAUGCUCUCCAGCAUCCAAUACCUGUUUUGCAAUAUGAAUGUAUAGAGGCAUUUGCAGAAUUUGCUCUUAACACACCUCAUGCAGCUAUAAUUCCUUUGUGCAUCAAAGAUGAUGAAAAUCUACAAAAACUUGUUCAGCAGUUUCUUAGUAAAAAAAUUGUAAGAGAGAGAGUUGUGGAUGAGAAAGAAAUGUUAUCAAUUUUUAAAACUCAGUUCAGUAAUUUGAGAAAUAAAACUUUUAAUGAUGAAUGUCUAGAAGAGAAAUCAUCAUUUAAGAUUAAUGAGAUGGACAACAUAUUAAUUACAAUUGAAAGCAGUGUGACAAAAUUAGAAUUAUUGGGAAAACAAAAUCUGUCUGAAGAAGUUGUCAACAAAUUAAAAUGGAUAAGUAUGAAAAUAGAUGAUUUAUGUAAAUAAAUAUUUAAACUUUAU
Centruroides sculpturatus (bark scorpion) is the source of this 2213-nucleotide messenger RNA. RefSeq lists its product as uncharacterized. The record is from RefSeq and is a predicted model, not a curated record. Bases 645 to 2198 code for a protein of 517 amino acids. Lineage: Eukaryota; Metazoa; Arthropoda; Arachnida; Scorpiones; Buthidae. The transcript is spliced from 14 exons.